Closterium sp. NIES-67 is the source of this 3618-nucleotide messenger RNA. The record is from the annotation of a GenBank genome assembly. NCBI's taxonomy places the organism in Eukaryota, Viridiplantae, Streptophyta, Zygnematophyceae, Desmidiales, Closteriaceae.
ACAUCCCUCCUCCCAUUUGGCUUCACCCCUCGCGUACAUGUCCAGGUACAGAAAGGCUUCGCAUUAGUUUGCCUUUGCCAGCCAGAAUCAUCUAGAGCCUUCCUACAAGGCACCCACAUACUAGACCCUUCCUAUCCGUCACCUGUCGGCUUAAUUGUUUAACCUGUAGGACUCACAGGAGAUAUAGCAGACAAAAAGCAGCCUUGCAUUAGCCUGCACAGCUUCACAUUGGACGGGCGAAAAUGAGUCCACGCAGAGCUUCGUUAUCGCGAAUACGUUUCCUGCGUGGUCACAAAUCCAAGGUCGUCGUGGUCGCCGUGUUCCUCAUCGUCUCGGCCUUAACGGUCACCAGUACCACAGAGCUCGAAGAGCUCCUGAGCGCCGACUGGCAUCGCAGCCGUCUGCACGCGCUCGACUCGCCCGCACUUGGCGCUCCAAGCGGUGGCUCGACGGAUGAAAUCGCGUCCCGUGAGCUGACGCAGGGAAUGGUCGCGGGAUCGAGUCCUGCUGGUGCACAUUUGGUAGUUGAGGGGGCGACGGUCGAGGAGGAGGAUGAGAGGAGGGCGAUUGGACAGAUGCAGCAGGAGGCGCUGCGGCGGCAGCAGCAGGAGCAGCGAGAGCAGGAGGAGCGGGAGGAGGGCGCGGCGGGAAGCGAGCUGUUGCCUGUGCGGGACGCGUGCAUCUUCGUCGUUGCGCGCGGGCAGUUCGUGCUCGUGAGCCAAGCGACACGUACUCGGGGCUUCCGCUUCUCCGCCGCCGACGCGUGGCGCCCCGCAACGGGGAAGCGGAGGAGAACUGGCGACUGCCGCUUUACGGUUGACGACACGUGCGCGAUAGUCCACGCAGGCGGUUGCGACGACGGGAAUCCUCGCACGCGGGACGAAUGCGACUGGAACGGCGCGUCGUUCACCAUCGCACACGGCGGGGCGAUCGAAGCGGACAUUGCCGGCGCAACGGUGCAGCCCCCUGCAUGGCCCUGCGCCCCCUUCCCCCGCUGCCUGUUCUCCGCGGCUGUUUGCGCACACACCCCGACUCCCGAAGAUGUUGAGACGCAGAAUAACCACGUGGUGGCCCUCGCGGCGGCCUCCGCCAGUGGCGCCGGCGCAGCCUCCGCCUCCUCUUCCGCCGCUGACGAGAGACGCGCGGCGGUAUUCGGAAGGAGCAGCAGCGCCAGCGGCGGUGAGCGGAGCACGAGCAGCGCCCUGCAUGCGCGGUCGCUGGGGAGCUUCUUUCCCGGCGGAGAGGAGGCGCUGGGGGGAAAUGGCGGGGCGGGGAGCGGGAGCGGAAGCGGAACUGGGAGCGGCAGCGGGGGAGGAGGGGGUCUGUUUCCCCGGGGUGGGCAGGCAUGGGUUAGCCAGCACGAAGGUGGGGGGACCGGGGAAAGUAGGGGGAACGGCGCAGAUGGGGGGAACCAGAGCAGCGGGGAUGGGGGAAUGAAGGGGGCAGAGAGCACAGGGAAGGGAAUGAAGGCGCGGGCGCACUUGGGGAGCGGAAUGGGGGGAGUGACGAAGGACGGGGAAGGACCGGCGCAGGCGGAACAAAUUGGGGGAAAUGGGAAUGCGGCUGACGGGGGAGGAAGCGAGAGCGAGUUUAAGCGGACAAUGGGCGCAUGGGGCGGCGGCGGGGGAAGCGGAGGUGGACUGGGCGGAUUCAAGGGCAACUCGAAGAGCACGGGGAAUGCGCAGUUAACAAGCGGCGGAGGCUUGCCUAGCGGCGGGCAAGUGUCGGGAUUCAAAUCAGCGGGGAGCAGCGGCGGCGGCCAGGCCAAUCAGCAGCAGCCACGUCAGCAGCAGCAGCAGCAGACGAACCAGCAGUUGGCCUACAGCCGGCAGGCGCCGGCGGGAGGGAAUCAGAUGAAACCCCGACUGCCAGGCACGGGCGGCGGCCGCGGCGGCGGGGGUAGCGGCGGCAGCAGCGGUGGAGGAGCAAGGCCUAAUCCCUUCUUUUCCGACCGCAACGGCUUUAAAGGCCGCGACGGGAAGCUGAUUCCCGCGCCUCCCGCCACGCCCUACGACCCGAACGACCCUCUAAACCCCCCUCCCAAUCCCACUCCCCGACCCACUCCCAACCCUACGCCGAACCCCGACCCUUAUCCCGAGCCUGACCCCGGGCCUGAUCCCGGACCUCUUCCCGACUACCCGGACGACCCUCAGCCGAAUCCGGCAAGCCCGGGGUAUUUCAGCGUGAUGCGGUUCGGCGCGCAGGCGAACGGGUGGGCGGACGACUCGGGGGCUUUCCGGCGCGCGUUUGCCGCGGCGUGCGGGUACGGCGCGCGGACGAGGCAGCGGGGUAUGGUGCACGUGCCGGGGAACGCGGUGUUCCGGAUCAUGCCGAUGGAGGUUGAAGGGCCGUGCGGCGCUGGGCUGAUCGUUCGGAUCGACGGGGCGAUCCAAGCCUUUUUCAACACGGCAGCGUACCCGCAGCCCGAGAGCAGCAAGACGUGGGCCAUGCUGGGAUUCGACGGCAUCGAUAACCUCGCGGUCGCGGGGCACGGGUAUUUGGACGGCGCGGGACGCGCGUGGUGGGGCAAGGGCAAGCGCCCCAUGCUCAUGCAUUUCUCGGACUGCCGGAAUCUGCUAAUAUCCGGGAUUACCUACAGGAACCCCGGCAAGAUCCACGUGAAAGUUAAGACGAGCACGGGGGUGAUGAUCCGCGGGGUGCGCACCAUUGCGCCGUGGAACAGCCCCAAUACGGACAGCAUCAGCAUCAGCUCAUCGUCCAAUGUCGUUGUCAAGGACUCGAGGCUCGAGUCAGGUGAUGACGGCGUGGGCAUAGUGGGCAUGACGCGCAACGUGCUGGUGGAAAACGUCACGUGCAUCAACGGCCAUGGCAUCAGCAUUGGGAGCUUGGGAGCUGAAGGGGCGCUGGGGUGCAUCCAGGGUGUGACUGUGCGUGAUGUGACUUUCCGGGGCUCCAACAACGGGCUGCGCAUCAAGACAUACCAAGGCGGCGUAGGCCUCGUCUCCAACGUCUCGUAUGAGAAUGUGCAGAUGACGGAUGUGACCUAUCCCAUCGUCAUUAACCAGUUCUACUGUGACACCAAGAAUGUAGAUGCCUCAAAAUGUGUUCCCCAGCUGAACGCCAUUGCCAUUCAAGACAUCUCCUUCAACAAUAUCCGGGCGUCUUGUAACGGGUCCGAUGGGAUUGUCGUCAGCUGUAGCUCUACAGUUCCGUGCAGUGACAUUUCCCUCGCAAACGUCCGGAUCGUACCAUCGGAUCCAAGCAAAACCCUAACCCCGUCCUACACUAACGCGUAUGGAAAUACUGGGUGGAAUGUGCUCCCUCGGCCAGCGAGCCCGUUGAACUCGCUGAGAGCAGGAUUGCCUGGGCCAUCUGGGAGGCUGUCCUUUUCUUCUGUCGCUUCCCAGUGUCACUCGGAAGUCUGGACGAGAUAUGAGCAAGACUUGAAACAGCAGCGGUCGGUUCGAAUAGGGGGCAUUAGGAACUCGAGGGGAUUAAGGCGAGUUUAAAUGUAGACAAGGAACUACCUAACAUACUGCAUUAUGUGGAUUAAUGCUUGUUGGAAAUAUCUCAAAGGACUUGAGCGUUUCUGAAGUGUAACACUACACGAGGAAGAUCACAACGGGUACGCGAGUCAACGGAGGUUACACGAGGGGG